Messenger RNA from Spirodela intermedia, 651 nucleotides. The record is from the annotation of a GenBank genome assembly. Lineage: Eukaryota; Viridiplantae; Streptophyta; Magnoliopsida; Alismatales; Araceae.
AUGGCUUCCGGUGGCACCGGCAGCGAAGAGGCAGUCGCGGCGGCGCUGGAGCUCACAUUCGUCUCCAUCGACGGUGUCAAUAGCGCAGCGGCGGAGGAGAAGCGCUGCUACGCCGUCGCCUGGCUGGAACCCGGCCUGAAACAGAGAGUCCGCGCCGGUCGGAGCCGGAAAGCUACUCCCCGGAGAGUAUACUUCCCUCUCCCCCGGAGAACCAUGGACGACGUCUCCUCCUGCGUCACAAUCGAGAUCAUCUAUUCCUCGCGCAUUCCAUUUCACCGUCCGAGGAUGGUCGGCUCCGCCAUCCUGCCGAUUUCCUCCGUUGCCGUCUCCGCCGCCCCGGCCGGAGAGGCCCUCGUGCUGCCCUUGAGGACGCCGUCCGGCAGGGUCCGCGGGGCUGUCAUGGUUUCUGCUCGGAUUUUGUGGGAUCUAGGCUUCGACGCCGGAGCCGGUGGAUUUCCGGCUACAGAGAGCGAUCUCGCCGAGAUAGAUUUGUCAGGUCCUCCUCCCUUGCAGCCCACGGCACCGCCUCUAGCGGAAGAUAACCAUGUCUCCGACCAAGGCGACCACUCCUGGGCGAAACUCGCGGCUGGAGCUUCAGCGGCAGCGGCCGCCGUGAUCUUGGGAGUCGCAUUCCGCCGUCUCAACGCCUGA